Molecule: messenger RNA, 3020 nt
Organism: Aplosporella prunicola CBS 121167
Lineage: Eukaryota; Fungi; Ascomycota; Dothideomycetes; Botryosphaeriales; Aplosporellaceae
Exons: 3
Coding region: 118-2601 (827 amino acids)
Biological process (GO): actin cortical patch localization
Cellular component (GO): plasma membrane
Source: RefSeq, a predicted model, not a curated record
CCGAGGACCAAGUCGAGCUCGCGAUGCUCGUCUCCGCCCGUUUCCGACUCCAGCCAUAAGAACUACCCGUCUCGCACUCGAGUCAGUGCCGUCUCCUGGCCCCUUCUCACCGUCACCAUGGCUCAGGUACUAGCCCAACAUCCGCCUCCGCCCUCCACCACCUCCGCCCCGCCGCCCGCUACGCGCAAGUCCUCUUUCUCCAGCUUCCCUUCGUCGCGCUCGCCCUCGGCCCUGUCCAUCCACCGCCGCGCUCCUUCGCGCUCGCCCCAGCCCUCCGCGCUGCGCUCAUCCGACCCCUCCUCGUCCGACCCGCCGUUGCACCCGAAGCCCUACGCCCCGUCGCCAUCGCAGGCCCGGAUGGACCGCCAAUUGCGCUCGCAGUAUCCCUCGAAUUCCACCGAAAACCAUGUCGAGUAUAUCCUCGUCGCGAGCUUCGACAUUGACAGGGGGAGUGUCAUGGAGCACCAGUACCCCGGCCCCAUAAGUGGAGACGAGCAUAUGCUGGCCGACCUCAUGCUGCCCGACCAGGCGCAUGUGCGCAGUCAAGACUGGACCAUUUUCUUCUUGCACAAGGACACGACUGCCGAGGAGGAGGCCAAGGAGGAGAGGCGAGAACGGAGGCGCAAGAAGAAGGCCGGCGAGCUCGUCGAGACGGGCGACGACGGCGAGGGAGAAGGCGAGGAAGACGACGAUGACGACGACGAUGAGACGGACGAGGAGGGGUUUGAGGGCCCUCCGUUAAUAUACGUUCUCAACUUAGUCAAUACUAAGCAGGAUACUACCGUAAAGAGAGGCGCUAUUGUCAAGGCGAUGGCUAUUUGCACCAGACAUAGCUUCCUCCACAUCUACAAACCACUACUCCUAUUAGCCCUUGAGGAGUAUUUCCGAUCCCCUGUUCCCGAGACGCUCGCCUCCCUCUACAACGCAAUGAACUCCAUGGACCUGUCCCUUUUGCCGAAGCUCUCUUUUCUUGAGCGCAAUGUCCUCCAGGCCUCCUCCGCGCCAGACAUGUUUGUCGAGAAGUUUGAGCAAAUGAUAGCUCAGCGCCAGGUUGAGGACGCUGCCGUAGCGCAGCAGUCGCUUCAAGAGGGCCCCGGAUCUCCCAUCCGCGUUCCUCCCAAUCGCUAUACCCUUCCCAGAGAUACCCACGAAUUCGAAAGCCGCGUAUUGUAUAAUGGCAUACCCGUACCUAUCAAGAUUCCAACCGCAAUCAGCCCCGAGACUGUCGGCGACUUUUCCCUCAUCAAGCUCAUCCAGACGUUUUCCAUCCCGCAUACCACUGCUCCGCAGCCUUUUGCGUUGCAUCCGCACCUUACAACAUCCGGCGCUUACACGCAUCCCAUAAUUGUCCUAGUUAAUGCCUUACUCACGCAAAAACGAGUUGUUUUCCUCGGCCACAACCGACCAGCCGGAGAAGUGGCGGAAGCUGUGCUUGCGUCUUGCGCCCUGGCCUCUGGUGGCAUGCUUCGAGGUUUCACCCGUCACGCUUUCCCGUACACGGAUCUGACCAAAAUCGACGACUUAAUCAAGGUGCCAGGCUUCAUCGCCGGUGUCACUAACCCGGCCUUUGCGCACAAGCCGGAAUGGUGGGAUCUGCUUUGUGACCUGCCGAGCGGGCGCAUGAAGAUAUCCCACAAGAUUGAAGGCCCGCCCGUUACCGAUGGCCUCUUGUACUUCCAGUCACAGCAGUCUCACAUACCAACCUCGACCAGCAGCAGUUUGGCGGCCGGCUUGAGCGCGCAACUGAGCAUGAGCAUGCCGGGUUCCAAGGGCAGCCAAGACGCCGAUCCCACCGGAGAUACGCAGUUCAUGGACGCGCUGCUCACUGCUAUCAACGAACGGCGGGGCGAAGCAGCCAUCCGCUCGCGCUGGCGCGACUGGGUGCACAAGUUUACGCGCAUAGCGGCGACGUUUGAAGAGACGGUAUACGGGGCGAGCGCUUUGUACAUUGGAGCCUCCUCGGCGACACUCUCGCCCACGUCGCCAGACACGGAAACGCCGUUUGACGCGAACAUCAAGGGGCACGGGUACGUGUGGGCGACAGAGGCGGAGAAGCUCAAGGAGCUGGCAGCCAACGUGCACCGUGUGGAGGGAUGGCGCAACACGCGGUCGUACUACAGCUACGUGCAGGACCUGGCGCGGGUAUGGGAGCGGCAGCCGGUGCGGCACCUGGACCUGAUGUGGCUGCACGACCGGCUGCACCGGGGGACGCGGCUGACGCACGACCAGAGCGCGGGCAUCUACCUGGCGCUGGCGCGCGCGGUCGAGGACGCGGGCCGGCGCCCGCCGUCGGAGCUGGCGCCGCCCUCGACAACCGCCACCGGCCGCGCCCACGGCUCCUCGCAGAAACAGUACGACACGAUUCUGCAGCUGCUGGGCGUGACGCCCGAGUCCAACAGCGGCAUCUUUUACCUCUCGCUGGGCUUGUUCCAUCCCCGUCCGGAUGUGCGUCUGGCCGUUUGUGGCUUGCUCGAACACGUUAUGGAGAAUGAGGCGGGCCGUCAUUUUUGGGCUGCGCUGGGUCGGUUUGCCAAGCUUGCGUUUUAUCGGAUCAAGCGCGAGGAGCCGGGGGCGAGCACGCCGGGCCUGUUGGGAGGUUGAGGGUGUAGUGGUGGUGGUGAUGACGGUUAUUGGCACGGUGUACAGAAGCGCUAAGGACAGUGUCCUGAGCAGAGAAGGAAGAACGGCGGUUGUGGUGGUGGAGAAGUCAUAAGGAUCAACAGCACAGCGGCAGGAUACCCGAUCCUUUGGCUUGGAUACGGGGGACGGUGCGAGAAGGCAUCACUAUAGGUGCGGCUCAGUGGCUAGUUUUGGAUGGAUGGGACGACGUUAUGCGCGCUGCGUGUGCGUGCUUGUUUGCUUGUUUGUCUUGGCCUUGCUCUGCUCGCUUGCUUGCUGGCUGACUAGGUGCCCGGCUACUUAGGUUAUGUGUGCGUGUGUGCGUGCGGCUGGUAGGCGGCUUGCGGGGGUUAAUUUUAAUGCUUUGUCUUUUGCGGUUGGUGUUGUGCUGUGCUUCUGGG